AUGGCUCGCACUCCCUACAUUGUUCCGGCGCUCACGAAGCACACCGCUACCGUUAUCAUGGCCCACGGGUUGGGAGAUAGUGGUGCCGGAUGGGUGUCCCUUGCCCAAACUUGGCGCCGCCGCGGCAAGUUCGACGAGGUGGCCUUCAUCUUCCCCAACGCGCCUGAAAUCCCGAUCACAGUUAACUUUGGCAUGAGCAUGCCUGGAUGGUACGACAUCGCCAAGCUUGGCGGCAACAUGAACUUAGAAGAAUCAGUCCGCACCCAAGAUGAAACAGGAAUUAUCCGCUCCCGCGACUACUUCAAUGCCCUUAUCAACACAGAAAUUGAAACCAAAAAUAUCAAGGCUUCGCGUAUCAUCCUGGGCGGAUUCUCCCAGGGCGGUGCCAUGUCCGUGUUCACCGGUGUGACUAACAAGGAAAAGCUCGGUGGUGUCUUUGGUAUGUCGUGCUACAUGCUACUAAGCGAUCGCAUUAAGAACUACAUUCCCGAGGAGUGGGCCAACAAGAAGACCCCAUUCUUCCUUGCCCACGGUCUCAAGGAUGAGGUUGUUCCGUUCAAAUCUGGGAAAGCCUCGGCGGAAGAGCUUAAGAAGAUUGGCCUGGAGAAUGUUUCCUUCAGCGAAUACGAAAAUCUUGGUCACUCGGCGACCCCUGAGGAGAUUGAUGAUAUUGAGAAGUUCAUUGAGAAGGUCCUCGCCGCUGAAGGAGAAAGUACUCCUUCUGCUGGAUUAUGA
Molecule: messenger RNA, 735 nt
Organism: Penicillium vulpinum
Lineage: Eukaryota; Fungi; Ascomycota; Eurotiomycetes; Eurotiales; Aspergillaceae
Product: palmitoyl-(protein) hydrolase
Exons: 6
Coding region: 1-735 (244 amino acids)
Biological process (GO): protein depalmitoylation
Cellular component (GO): cytoplasm
Molecular function (GO): palmitoyl-(protein) hydrolase activity; carboxylic ester hydrolase activity
Source: RefSeq, a predicted model, not a curated record